Molecule: messenger RNA, 1792 nt
Organism: Drosophila novamexicana
Lineage: Eukaryota; Metazoa; Arthropoda; Insecta; Diptera; Drosophilidae
Gene: AP-2mu
Product: AP-2 complex subunit mu
Exons: 3
Coding region: 1-1314 (437 amino acids)
Biological process (GO): clathrin-dependent endocytosis; intracellular protein transport
Cellular component (GO): AP-2 adaptor complex; cytoplasmic vesicle
Molecular function (GO): clathrin-cargo adaptor activity
Source: RefSeq, a predicted model, not a curated record
AUGAUUGGUGGCUUGUUUGUUUACAACCACAAGGGCGAGGUAUUAAUCUCUCGAGUUUAUCGCGAUGACAUCGGACGCAACGCCGUGGACGCUUUCCGAGUCAACGUCAUCCAUGCCAGGCAGCAGGUGCGCUCGCCGGUGACCAACAUUGCCAGAACUAGCUUUUUCCACAUCAAGCGUGCCAACAUUUGGCUGGCUGCGGUCACCAAGCAAAAUGUGAAUGCUGCGAUGGUAUUUGAGUUCUUGCUCAAGAUCAUUGAGGUGAUGCAGUCUUACUUUGGUAAGAUCUCCGAGGAGAACAUCAAGAAUAACUUUGUGCUCAUCUAUGAGCUGCUGGACGAGAUCUUGGAUUUCGGUUAUCCGCAGAAUACCGACUCGGGUACACUAAAGACGUUCAUUACGCAGCAGGGCAUCAAGUCGGCCACCAAGGAGGAGCAAAUGCAAAUAACUUCACAGGUUACCGGCCAGAUUGGCUGGCGACGCGAGGGCAUCAAAUAUCGACGCAACGAACUGUUCCUUGAUGUGCUCGAGUAUGUUAAUCUGUUGAUGAGCCCCCAGGGUCAGGUGCUAUCGGCUCACGUUGCCGGCAAAGUAGUCAUGAAGUCGUAUUUGUCAGGAAUGCCUGAAUGCAAGUUUGGAAUCAACGAUAAAAUCGUCAUGGAAUCUAAGGGCAGGGGCCUCUCGGGCAAUUCCGAGGCGGAGACAUCGCGCUCCGGCAAGCCGGUGGUCGUAAUUGACGAUUGCCAGUUCCAUCAAUGCGUCAAGCUGAGCAAAUUUGAAACGGAGCAUUCGAUUAGCUUCAUACCGCCGGACGGUGAAUUCGAGCUGAUGCGCUACCGUACAACAAAGGACAUAUCGCUGCCGUUCCGUGUGAUACCCCUGGUGCGCGAGGUGGGCCGCACCAAGAUGGAGGCCAAGGUCGUGCUGAAGUCAAACUUUAAGCCCUCGCUGCUUGGCCAGAAGAUCGAGGUGAAGAUACCCACACCGCUCAACACAUCGGGCGUGCAGUUGAUUUGCCUGAAAGGCAAGGCCAAGUACAAGGCCUCCGAGAAUGCGAUUGUGUGGAAAAUCAAACGGAUGGCGGGCAUGAAGGAAACCCAACUUUCAGCCGAAAUUGAACUGCUCGAAACGGACACCAAAAAGAAGUGGACACGCCCGCCCAUAUCCAUGAACUUCGAGGUGCCAUUUGCACCGUCCGGCUUCAAGGUGCGCUAUCUGAAAGUGUUCGAGCCCAAGCUCAACUAUUCCGAUCACGAUGUGGUCAAAUGGGUGCGUUACAUCGGACGCAGCGGUCUCUACGAGACACGCUGUUAAAGCCCAGCUCCAGGCCUACCGGAAGCAAUCGAGCAAGUGUAUCACAAGGACAACAAAAGAAAGAGAAUUGAAAGCUUUUGCCAAUAUUCAAUGUUAUUGGAAUUUCUCUCAAUCGAAUUGAACAAAUGCUGUCGCAUAUUCCAAAUUUAGUUCUUCAGCAACGGGCCUUAAAUGCAUAUAUUUAUUAUAGUUGGCCCAUCUUCUAACCUACCUAUAUAUGCAUAUAUAGGCACAUAUUAAACAUACCAUUAUAUUAUAUUAUUAUUUACAAUAUUAUAUUAUGUAAUUUUAUUAGACUACGCGCGUCUUAAAUCUCACUUUUUACACCUAAUUAUGAUUUAUGUAUUAUUAUAUUAAAUGUUUGCCCCCAUGGAUGUAUUUGAUAGACCAAAACUCUGUCAAAGCGCGCUAAUAAUAUUGAUAUUCAAAGUGUUAAUCGAAUUGUUUAAUAAAUAAAUAGCAAGAUAUGCAUAUACUC